This is a messenger RNA of Pungitius pungitius (ninespine stickleback), 2735 nucleotides long. It is a transcript of the gene tmco4, whose product is annotated as transmembrane and coiled-coil domains 4. The transcript is spliced from 14 exons. The record is from RefSeq and is a predicted model, not a curated record. Bases 107 to 2050 code for a protein of 647 amino acids. Lineage: Eukaryota; Metazoa; Chordata; Actinopteri; Perciformes; Gasterosteidae.
ACUAGUUUGAGCUAGUCAAUCAUGUACUAUCACGUAAUGACCAGACGCCCAAGGAACACGUGAAGGCAACAAAAGUUUAGAGUACAAAUUUGAGAUAUCUGAAGCCAUGGAGGAACACAAGAGAAGUGCUACAGACCCGGGGGGAGCAGGAACGACGACGCGAGACGCCCCAUGUGACCCCGGUCCAGAAGCAACGAUCAGCAGGCUGCUGAGUGAACAGGGCCGAUUUGGCUUCGCCGCACUGUGCGCGGUCUCUCUGGGCCAGCUGUUCACGGGACCCGAAAGCAGCGUGUUCAGGGAGAAGUAUCUGCAGGGCUUGGUCUGCUGGCUGAACCUGGAUGAGUCGGUGAUGCCGGUGAUGGGGGCCUUCCUGUCGGGUUUGGGCUUCGAAGGCUCAGACACCUUCCUCUCCAUCUUACAGGCUGAGCCACUGCUAGCCGCGGGGGCCACCCCCAUAAUACAGGAUCUGGUGUCGUUUUCUGUGAAGGACGGCCAAUAUGAUGCCAGGUCGAGGGUUCUCAUCCGUCAUGUCAGCUGUCUGCUACGAGUCUCUGCACAGCAGCUGGAGGAGUUUGAGGAAACGCUGGGGGAGCGGCUGAGGGAGGGAGGAGAGGAGAGCGAAGAGGAGUCCUCUCGGCGGCUGCGGAGAGAAAGAGGGCGGAAGCUGCGACGCUACCUCCUCAUUGGACUAGCCACCGUGGGCGGGGGAACUGUGAUUGGUGUGACAGGUGGGCUGGCAGCCCCCCUCGUGGCAGCAGGGGCCAGCGCUGUGCUGGGGGCCGCAGGGGCCGCUGCUCUGGGCUCGGCCACCGGCAUUGCAAUCAUGGCCUCCCUGUUUGGAGCAGCAGGAGCUGGACUAACUGGUUACAAGAUGAACAAGUGUGUCGGGGCGAUAGAGGAGUUUGAAUUCCUGCCGCUGCGCUCCGGGAAGCAUCUUCACCUGACCAUCGCGGUGACUGGUUGGCUCUGCAGUGGUAAAUACAGUUCGUUUCAGGCCCCCUGGUGCAGCCUGGGAGACUGCGGGGAGCAAUUCUGCCUGGUGUGGGAGUCGCGUUUCCUCAGGGAUCUGGGCUCGGCCAUGGCCUCUCUGCUAGACGGGCUGGUCAGCAUGGUGGCCCAGGAGGCCCUCAAGUACACCGUGCUCUCAGGCAUCGUGGCGGCACUGACGUGGCCCGCGUCGCUGUUGGCGGCGGCCAGCGUCAUCGACCACCCGUGGUGCGUUUGUCUGAACCGCUCGGCUGAAGUGGGGAAACACCUGGCGCAGGUUUUGAGAAGCAGGCAGCAGGGGAAGCGGCCUGUCAGCCUCAUAGGAUUCAGUCUCGGGGCCAGAGUGAUCUACUACUGCCUGCAGGAGCUCGCCAACGACCAAGGUAGUGAAGGAGUAGUAGAGGAUGUGGUCCUCUUGGGGGCCCCUGUGGACGGCUCGGAGAAGGCCUGGGCGAAAAUUACCAGGGUAGUGGCUGGAAAAAUAGUGAACGGCUACUGCAGAGGGGACUGGCUCCUGGGGUUCUUGUACCGAAGUUCGGCUGCACAGAUGUCCGUCGCCGGCCUGCAGCCUAUCAACAUCCAGGAUCGGCGUGUGAUCAACGUGGACCUCUCCUCCGUGGUAAAAGGUCACCUGGACUACAUGCGUCAGAUGGACACCAUUUUGGUGGCCGUGGGAGUUCCUACCAAGGAAGUCCCACGAGCCUCCUUCGUGCUUCCGGGGACGGUGGACGUGUCUGAGGAAACUCCCAGCGAGCAGCCAGCGACUGAGCCGGAGCCUCGUGCAGGGGACAGUGGAGACGUGAGGGAGGCGGGUGACGGCUGGGACAUCCCUGAUAUUUCAUACCUACUGGACUCCUGUAACGACGCGGAAUCGGACGGCAACACUUCACCCCGUGAUCCUGGGGAGAAGGCAAGUGGUGAUGAUGCAGCGCCGCCUUCUAAGUCUCCCCCACCUGACGCUGGGGAGGAUCCUGAAGCUGAUAAUGAACAGGUAUCAUGGAGCUGGGAUGAUACACAGUGGACUACGGAAAACACGCACAGACAAAGGCAGACAGACUUGUAAAGGGCGCGUCACUUGGACCGGCUGCUUCUUCAUCAAGAAAAAAAAAAACUUGUCUUCUCAAGAUUUUGUUUUUUUCUUGGGAGAAAUCGGCACACAGCCGAGAGGGCCGAAGAGCCAGUCCACACACGGCAGCUAAAAGGGAAGAUCCCCUCACUCAAGGACAUUUUUUAAUGAAGUACUUUUUUUUACAAACUUUGAAUUGUGUAAAGAAUGUUCAAGUCACUUUGAGAGCAAAUACCUCUACAUGUGUUUUGCAUGUGUUAGAUAUCUCUGCUCCUCCUCGUCCUUCUAAACGUAGCCCAGUUGCUAUGGUCACCUUCAAAGCCGGCUUUCAGGGUCGCAGGGGGGCGGAGUCAAUACCAGCACGACAUCAGGCAUGAGACACGGUACACCAGGAUUGGUCAGCAGUCCAUGGCAGGGCACAGGAACACACAACCAUUCACACUCAAACCAGCACACCACCCCUGGUUGCUAUGGAUAUUAUACUAUUUAAUCUCCGUACGGGAGUAGGUAAUUCAAUGAAUGCGUGUCCUUCCAGGCCCCUCGCUGUUCCACCCAUGCAAAUGUGAAGCGCUGCUCACCUUUUAGUUUACAUUGUAUGCAGCCCAUAAUAACUGCCCGUGCACCGUCCUCAGUUUCUGCGACCAUAUCUCCUGAUCGAAGAGCAACAGACCAUUCAAGGUCG